Messenger RNA from Anopheles stephensi (Asian malaria mosquito), 1750 nucleotides. It is a transcript of the gene FMRFa, whose product is annotated as FMRFamide-related peptides. The coding region runs from base 539 to 1585 and encodes 348 amino acids. Lineage: Eukaryota; Metazoa; Arthropoda; Insecta; Diptera; Culicidae. The transcript has 2 exons. Gene Ontology annotation, biological process: neuropeptide signaling pathway. The record is from RefSeq and is a predicted model, not a curated record.
GCACAGCCAGCGCCAGCGAGGAAAAGCCGGAAAAACAGCGUGCUCCGAGAGGUUGUUUGGGUGAAUGCUGUGGUGUAGCGGAACGGUUCAAAGCGUAGCGCACGUUUGCACGUGGUUCGUCCGUUAGUUGGCAAUCAGUAGACUUGGCGUCUCCAUCGCAGGCGAACGCGCCUUUGGUGCGGUGCCGUUGCGCUAAGUGUUUGUGAUCAGUGCAAGUGGGAAAGUGCGUGCAAAGAUAUUACUAGAAGUGGGUGUCAAAUUGUGCAGUUUUUGUGUGUUAAAACCCAAAAUAAAAAUAAAAAUGAAACAAAUUCCUUUGGCGCCUCGCCGCUGAGGUGAACCCCCCGAACCGAGUGAACAACGUGAUUUCCGGUGCACAAAAUAUCUUCAACGGAUCAAAAAUCAAGCUCUCUCCCUCGCUCCCUCCGCCCCCAUUUUUCCAUCUACCCCUCCCUCAAAUGUACAGCCGCCGGACGGUGCAGUGUGACGGAGCUUUCAUUUACCGCGUACCCGGAACGAAAUCGGAGGAUCGUGCGAAAUGUUUCCAUGUGCUGAAAACAAUUCCACCAGUAGCAGCAGGAUCGCCAACAACAGCAGCAUAAUGAAGUUCUACCUAUUUCUCGCCAUCAUCGUGUGCGAAUCGUGCAAUUAUUUUUCCCACGCCGAAUAUGACUCCCUGGUCGAGUUGGCUGCCGGUCCCCUGGAGCUCGGAUCACUUAACGGUGGCCACCGGCUCGACGAAUCAGCCGAAACGAAUGGGGGCGAGUGGGCACCGUUCUACCCGUGGAGUGCGGCCAUCAAACGGAGCGCCAAAUCGGACAUUCAGACGCGUCGUCGCAGUGCGCUCGACAAGAACUUUAUGCGCUUUGGACGAUCGGACAAGGACAUGCUACGGCAGGCACGUGCCAAUCUGAUGCGUUUCGGUCGACCCGAUCGUAACUUCCUACGCUUCGGACGUGACCCGUACGCAGCGCUGCUGCACGACGACGAACUUAGCAAAGAGUAUGCCACCUCUACGGAACAGCUCGAACCACCGAACCAACCGUCAGUCGACGAACCCACGGCUGCGAAGCGUAAUGGUGGGCUCGGAGCUUCGGAAGAAAUGUUAAACACUGGUCUUUCGGAAUCGGGCGAACAGAUCAAGCCGAAACAAAUCCUUUACAUCCGCCGUGAUUCGCCGAAAAAUUUGAUGCGCUUCGGCAAAAGACGUUCGACCGGAUCGGGCUACAUGCGGUUCGGUCGUGCCGGGAACUUGAUGCGAUUCGGGCGAGCAAGCGACGAACCCUCGCUGGCACUGCUAGCAGCAAGCUCUCAGAUGGCACGAUCGACCCGUGCCGGACCGAACCUGAUGCGAUUCGGACGGACCAGUAAUCUGAUGCGCUUUGGACGGGCUGGCACGAACGGGACACGAACGGCGGCCGAAGAGCCAAACGCUGCCAGCUCCGGUCAAGCACCGGACACCGGUCUCCCGCCCAACCUGGUCGAACUGUUCGAGAAGGAACCGGACCGGAUGCUGCUGGAUGCGUUGGAAGCUGCCCAAGAAGCGGACGAACGUCUUCCGCUGUAUAUAGUGGAGAAGAAGUAGUGCGUACCGGGUGGAGCGAGAGCUUCUACCGAGGAAGAUCGCUAGCGUACACACACGUCACAGGACAUAUACACACGGGAAGCAAAAUGGUGUAUUGUUGAUAAAUUCACACACAUACCGAGAAUGUAGGUAACAAACGACAAGGCUGGUAUCAACAAUAUGGAA